GUACAUAUGUCUAAAUAAUCAAAAUGUCACAUACAAGUAAAGAAGCUCAGGGUGCAGCAGCUGCUCUGGAAGAAGAGACAGAGUUAGAGCAGACAGAUGAAUCAAAUAUUGGGCAAAAUAUAGCACCACCUGAAGAGCCUCGUAGAAGUGAAAGAACCUGGACAUUAACAGAAAAAGGAAAGGAGUUUCAGAAAGAGCAAAUCAAAGGGCUAUUGCUUCACUUUCACAGCAAAUAUGAACGAUGGAAAGCUCUGAUUAAGGUAGCUAAAAGAUCUGUGUUAAAACAGGAUCCUAGUGACAUCCUACAAGAACACAUCACCAGUAUUCAAAGGGAAUUAUCUGAGUUGAACAUUGCUUAUGAUGAUUACCAAAGAAUUGAUCAACCAGCCCAUGACAUGCGUCGCAAGAUGGAUAACUGCAUCUCGAUCACUAAGACUGUAGUACAAAAUGUUCAAUCUGAAAUGCAGGGAACAGCUGAGGAGUUGAUUUGGUCAGAUCAUAGUUCUGUAUUCUCAUCCUCAGCUUCCAGUGUUUCACUUCCUGCCUCUAAUGGUUCUAAAGCUUCUUCUAUUCACUCAAAUGUAUCUUCACUUAGAAGACAAGAAGCUGCUGCCGAGUAUGCAGCUACACAGGCUGUACUGCAGAUUAUGGCUGAACAAGAGGGCCACCAAGAGAAACUGCAAAACCUUGAAGCUGAAGAGAGGUUGAUCAUUGCAGACCAAGAAGCAGCCGCAUUAGCUCGUCGUCUUGAAGGAGAAAGAGAAGAAACUGAACGUAGGCUAGAAAGAGAGAAAGAAGAGGCUGCUCUCUUAAAGAAACAGCAAGAAGAGAAUUCUGCAAGAAGAAGGUCUGUAGAAAACCUAAAGAGAGAACUUGAGCGUUUGGAGAAUUUGAAAAGGCUGAAUGCAGCCAAAGCAAGGCUUCAAGUGUAUGAUGAGAAUGAGCUCAGUCCAGCCCAAGGGAAUGCUCCACAGAGCCUGGAUCUACAUAAGGUUAUGCAGCCACUCAAUCAGGUGAAGCCUGAGGACCAGCACUCACAACCACCAAAGGAUGCAGUGCCAACACAUGUGCUUCAAGAUAGCACAGGAGAGCUUGUGAAGGUCUUAGCUGAGGCUAUAUCAGCAAAUAGGCUACCCAUUCCAGAGCCCACAGUUUUUAGUGGUGAUCCACUCAAGUUUAAUCAUUGGAAGUCAUCCUUCCAAACUCUUAUUGAAAAGAAAAACAUUCCAAGCUCAGAGAAAAUAUUCUUCCUCCAGAAAUAUGUUGGAGGAGCAGCUAGAGAGGCAUUAGAAGGUUAUUUUCUGAUUGGUUCAGAUACUGCAUAUGUUGCUGCAUGGGAACUCCUCAAUGAGCGAUACGGCCAGCCUUUUAUGAUUGCCAAAGCCUGCCGAGACAAAUUACAUGCCUGGCCAAAAAUAGCGUCAAGAGAGAGCGCUGACUUAAAGAAAUUUGUGGACUUACGCAGUUGUGAAUGUGCCAUGGCUCACAAUGAGAGUCUGCAUAUUCUUGAUGAUGGCAUUGAAAACUGACAGCCAAGUUGCCUGAUUGGUUAAGCAGCAGAUCGAACUGAAAAGCCACACAGUAUCAGCUAGAGCAUGGAAGGUUCCCAGAUUUCAAGUAUUUUGUAACCUUCCUCACAUUGGAGGCUAGUAUUGCUUGCAACCCUGUUACAUCUUACUAUGCUUUGCGGCAAGGGGAGCCGGAAAACACAAGAUCUAAACCUCAGAAUGUAGUGACCUCUAAGAACCAAGCAGCAAGUGCAAGGAUUUUUACAACUAACACCACUGAGAAGAACAUAAGCACAUGUAUGUUUUGUAAGAAAACAGGACAUGUCUUGCACAAGUGCCGUAGACUAACUGCAAGGCCAGUCGCUGACCGAGUGAAGUUCAUUCAAGGUGAGAAACUGUGCUUCGGCUGUUUGAGUCCUGGCCAUCAAUCCAAGAAUUGCGGCAACCGGAUGGUCCGCAACACCUGCUCAAAGCACCACCCCACAUGCUUACAUGAGGAUCCCUCAAAACAACAAGAAAAUGAUGAGACAAGUUGCAGUAAGGAAAGAAAGCCACAAUCACCGCAAGACACCACUCAAGAAACCACAUCCAAUAGAGUUGUGCAUGAUGGUAACAGUGCUCAGACUUCAGCAAUAGUUCCUGUUUAUGCAUCAAUGCCAAGUGAUUCAAACAAAGAAGUCCUUGUCUAUGCUCUGUUAGAUUCACAAAGUGACUCUUCAUUCAUUCUUGAAGAAGUGGCAGAUGCUCUUGAUGUUAAUGCAGAGCCAGUCAAGUUGAAGCUGUCCACAAUGUCGUCCAAGGAGACAAUUGUACCAUGCAAAAGACUCAAAGGCCUACAAGUAAGAGGGUUAUCUUCUUCUAAGAAGAUCACAGUGCCAACGGUCUACACUCGUGAAUUCAUACCUGCCAAUCGUACACACAUUCCAACGCCAGAGACUGCAAGGGCAUGGCCUCAUUUAGAGCAUCUUGCGGAACACAUUGCCCCGCCGAAGAAAUGUGAAAUCGGUCUUCUUAUUGGGUAUAACUGUGUAUAGCAAGUGACCCCUGAACCCAAAGUAACAAGUAAGUUGAAGAGCAAAGUUCAUUAUGUUUGCAAAACAAGAACUAAGGAGAUGACUGCUCCAGAAGACGUACUUAAGGUGCUGGAAUCUGACUUCAGUGAAAGGCUUGGAGAAGAGGCAAAUCUCUCGCAAGAAGAUCUCCGGUUUUUGACAAAAAUGAAAGAAGAAAUUAAGCACAAAGGAGACGGAAAUCUUGAUAUGCCUCUGCCUUUUAAACAGAGCAGGCCAGAGCUACCAAAUAACAAGCCAUGUGCUGUUCAAUGCCUCAUGUGCUUGGAAAAGAAGCUCAAGAGAGACCAGAAAUAUCGGACAGAUUACAUGAACUUCAUGAAAGACAUUAUCAGUCGUGGUGAAGCAGAAAAGGUCCCAGAAGAAGAGGUUGAUAAACAAUCAACUUGGUAUAUUCCCCACCAUGGCGUAUACCACCCUCAAAAGCCAGAGAAACUGCGAGUGGUCUUUGAUUGCUCGGCAAGAUUUCAAGACAUGUCAUUGAAUGACCACCUUCUUACAGGGCCAGAGCUCACAAACACCUUGGUGGGAGUUCUUUGUAGAUUUAGGGCCCAGUCGCUAUUAUGUGUGAUGUGGAACGAAUGUUUCAUCAAUUCCAUGUAAAGCCAGAAGACCAAGAUUACUUGAGGUACUUAUGGUGGGAGAAUGGUAAUCUCGAGUCUCCGCCAUCAGUUUUUCAGAUGAAAGUCCAUUUGUUUGGAGCAGCUUCCUCAUCUGGCUGUGCCAAUUUUGGACUUAAACACCUAACCACAGAAGGUCAGGAUCGAUUUAACCAAAGCACUGUCAAGUUCAUCUGAAGAAAUUUUUAUGUUGAUGAUGGACUGGUGAGUGUAAGGUCUGAUGCUGAGGCAAUCGAGCUGAUCAAGGAAGCGAGAGAGCUCUGCAGUGCAGGCAAGCUUAUACUACACAAGUUCAUUUCCAACAGCAAGAAGGUAUUGGAGUCAAUACCAAAGGAAGAGUGUGCUGACAGUGUCAAAGAGCUGGACAGAGAUUUAGGGGAGCCACUCCUAGAAAGAGCACUGGGCGUGCAAUGGUGCGUAUCCUCUGAUGACUUUCAGUUCAGAGUAACUGUCAAGACACACCCAAUGACAAGAAGAGGAGUGCUAUCCACAGUAGCUUCCAUCUACGAUCCUUUGGAAAGAAUAAAGAAAGAGAAGGAAACGAAAAAAGAGAAGAAAAAACGGAAGGAGGAAAUAGUUCUACUUGUUGAAGCAGAAUAAGCAUGUGUUAAACUGUUGUAAAUGCUUAUAACUCAAGUCUGUGAAGAAAUCUCAAGCCAGCGAGUGACAGUUUGACGGUGUAUUUUAUGGUGUUUUGGAGGAGAAGUGUGACGGAAGAAUAAAUCCAUCAGUGAAUGAAGAACCGUGGUGUCGUGUAUCAACUGGAGGGAGUGAUAGUCAAACUCGGACCUGCCCAGACCCGCCCUACCAGCGCAAAUUCAACAGCUCAUCAAGAUGGGAACACAGAUGAGCCACUGUUUAGGACACACAGUUUCUUAAGUUUAUAACGCCGUCUCUUCACGAGAUCUCAUUAGACCGGCGGUCAUGAAUGCAGCACCGCGGAAAGUCGGUGAUAGGAAAUCACGUGAUGUUGUGGAAGCACGGACGCUUACCUGACAGGCUCCCAGUACGCUUUGAGAAGUCAUGUGAUAUAGUUUGUGUUUUUCUUUGUCCUGAGACCCAGCGUGAGAUGACCAAAACUUAAUUUUGAAGUACAGAGAAUGGAAACCAGGAGAAAAGCAAACAUUAAAAUCUAUAUUUAAUGAAGAACAUUACAAAGAGAAAUGUCACAGUUUCAUUUGAUUUUCUUAAAAUGCUUAUGUUUAAUUUUCAAACAACAUUAAAAGUGUCUGGACCCCAUUUGGCAGCAUCAGUUUUAUGUUCACAGUCAAACAAGUCAAAAAGUCGGACACAGAAAAUCCGGCUGGUUCAUUUGCAGAUCUUCUGACCUGCAGCACCAAAUAAUAAGCUGGUCUCCAAACACGAGGAGAACCUGCGAGUCAUCGACGCUCAGA
Messenger RNA from Oreochromis niloticus (Nile tilapia), 4592 nucleotides. RefSeq lists its product as uncharacterized. The transcript is spliced from 3 exons. The record is from RefSeq and is a predicted model, not a curated record. The coding region runs from base 24 to 1529 and encodes 501 amino acids. NCBI's taxonomy places the organism in Eukaryota, Metazoa, Chordata, Actinopteri, Cichliformes, Cichlidae.